This is a messenger RNA of Neospora caninum, 1071 nucleotides long. RefSeq lists its product as hypothetical. NCBI's taxonomy places the organism in Eukaryota, Apicomplexa, Conoidasida, Eucoccidiorida, Sarcocystidae. Gene Ontology annotation, cellular component: mitochondrion; nucleoplasm. The record is from RefSeq and is a predicted model, not a curated record. The transcript has 2 exons. Gene Ontology annotation, molecular function: cadherin binding. The coding region runs from base 1 to 1071 and encodes 356 amino acids.
AUGGAGAGAAACCGGUCUGACAGGGACAGAGAUCGCUCUCGCCCCAGGGAUCGCGAGCCGCCACGAGGGCGAGAUCGGGUGCGCUCGCGGGAACGGGGACGGUCGCAAGAACAGGGACGGUCGUGCGAAAGAGGACGAUCACGAGAAAGACUAAUAUCGCGGGAAAGAGAGCGUUCAAGAGGGAGAGAAAGGACAAAAGUCAGAGAUCGAUCCACGGACCGCACACAGUCAACGCAUGUUUCCAGACCCGACAGAGACAGGUCUCGCGACAGAAACAGGUCUCGCGGCAGAGACAGGUCUCACGACAGAGACCGGUCACGCGACAGAGACCGGUCUCGCGACCGAGACCGUGCCAAGGAGCGAAGCCACCCCGAUCGACAGAACCUAAGCAAAGGCAGGUACGGAUACAAAUCAAGUCGCAGGAGCCGCUCACAUCGCGCGCGUGGGUCCAAUUCGCCGACUCCAGAAUUGCCAUCUCGUAGUGCAGAAGGCCGUUCUGGUCGUUAUCGCCGAAGUCACAGCCGAUCGUCUGACUCUCCUGAAAGGACUUGGAAUGGCCCCAGCAGUGCACAGAAAAAGAAAAGCGGAUCAAGACAAAUGAACGUUGACAAGUUCAUUGAAGAUGAGGUUGCACGACGGGUGGAAGCAGAGGUUCAGAGACGUGUCGAACAGUUGAUAAACUCCCCGCAGUUCCAAAAGGAGAUUGAUGCCCGGCUUGCACAGGAGCGCGAGAGGCGGGAGAGGACAAUGAAAAGUGACAUAGAACGAGAGAAAUCCCGUAUACUUGAAGACUUCAGGCGAAAGGAGGAAGAAGAAAAACGCUCAAAACAAAAACUUGAAGACAUUCUGGCGGAAAACGAACGAAAAGUCCGACUGGAGCAGCAGCGCCAAGCGGAGGAACAGGCGAAGGCAGAUGAACUUCGCCUUAUGGAGCUGCAUAGGUUGCAGGUUGCUAGGGAAGAAGAGAGACGGAAAAAAACGUUGGAGGAGAAGGAGGAGGCAGGAGCCUCAAGUCAGCCACUUCCUCGACAGAAGCUGGCCUUCAAGAUGAAAACAACUUCUUUAUUCUAG